AUGGCGUCAACAGAAAAUGUCGACUCUGCUCACUUGGAACUGACAGAAGUUGAGUCCAAGCUCAGACAACUUCUGCUCGACGUGGCUGCUUACAUCGACCAAGCACCCUCAAGUGGAGAUGUCACUGGAGUACAGGUUCCAGAAGAGCUAGUCAAGGAGAAGAUUGUGCUGCGUUGGACUGGAGGCUGGGUUCGAGAUAAGCUUCUGAAAGUUGGCAGCCAUGAUAUCGAUGUUGCCAUCAACAAAAUGACUGGCGAGCAUUUUGGCUUGAAAAUGCAAGAAUAUCUUGAGAUCCCUGGCAACGCUGAGAAGCAUGGUCUUGUCGAGAAAGACGAUGGCCUUAGUCCACGCGACAAGACGAAGAGGAUUGCACCAGGCCUGCACAAGAUUGAAGCGAACCCUGAAAAGUCAAAGAACCUUGAGACUGCCACGACCAAGAUUAUGGGCAUCGAUUUGGACCUUGUCAAUCUCAGGAAAGAGACUUACAACGAAGUCUCUCGUAAUCCAGAGAUGGAGUUUGGCACAGCCGAAGAGGACGCCAUGCGGCGCGAUGCUACUGUCAACGCCAUGUUCUACAAUCUCCACACCUGUCAAGUCGAAGACUUUACUGGACGCGGACAUGAAGACAUGGCUGCCAAGACCAUCCGCACUCCGCUCGAGCCAUAUCAGACCUUCAAAGACGAUCCGCUACGAGUAUUGCGUCUGAUCCGCUUCGCUAGCCGACUUGACUACACGAUUGAGCCAGAGACUGCCAAGGCUAUAGGCAAUGUAGAAAUACAAGAGGUCUUGAAGAUCAAGAUUAGUCGCGAGCGAGUUGGCAUAGAGCUCGAGAAGAUGCUGAGGGGUCCCAGACCACGUAUGGCUCUGGAGCUCAUCGAUCGUUUUGGUCUCUACAGGACUGUCUUCACAGAUCCUACCCGCGAACUACCUUCUGAUCCGGAAACAGCCUACUUCAAGCUGGCGUACGAUUUUGCUGAGUCGGCUGUCAUGAAGGACGCUAGCUUGCCUUCUACUAUCCCAGAGACUCUACUGAGAAACGAGGAAGAGAAAUAUCUGGCAUGGAUUUGCGCGACCAUGAUGCCCUGGGUCGAUGCGCCAACAAUACCUCACCAAAAGCCGUUACAGCGACCCUACUUUGCUGCUUAUCUAGUGGCUCGCGAAGGUUUCAAAGCACCUAACAAGAUCUGCGACGUCAUUGCUUCUUCUUUGAGCAACAGUGAAGAAAUUCGCAGCGUCGUCGCUCAAUGCGCCAAAGGCCUUGGAAGACCAGACACCAUCAACCCAACGAACGACGCGACUGCUAGAGAUACUCUGGGCAUGGCUAUCCGUCGUUGGGGUUCGACAUGGAGGACGCAAGUCUUUUUCAAUCUUGUCUACGAGAUUGUGCUCGGACGAGUGUCAAGAGAUGAUCUUCUUCGCUCGUAUCAAAGCUUCCUUGACCGCAUUGUCGAGCUCAAACUCCUCGACGUCGACACCUUCAGACCUCUUCUCAAAGGUACAGACCUUGCCAAAGCACUUGGUACCAAGCCCGGCCCUUGGAUGAAAGAUGCGCUCGACGUAGUCAUGGCCUGGCAGCUACGCAACCCCAAUGUUACCGACUCUACCGCAGCCAUCGAGGCUGUGAAGGUUUCUAGGGCUGAAAAAACUGAUAGUGAGCUUUCCCUUCGCCUGGCAUCACACUUUCUUCAGCUUACCAUCCCACCUCUCUUUCCGCAGAAUAAGCCUACAUCAAAUGCGCUAGAAGCCUCACGGCAACCAGCCCCUUGGAAAGACUCUGUAAAUCAGUAUGCCUUGGAUUUGCUGGGAUGGACAAUAAGUGUGCUGGAUCCGAAGACAAUAGAAGCAAAAUGGCACUUGCUGAUGCCCCCAAUACUGAAGAUGAUGGAUGAUGUUGCAACGGAGUGGAAAGCGCGAGGCUGCCACAUGCUCGGCCUGUUACUUGAGAAUCUACACCAGACGGUCGUGGCGGGCGGUACGAACAAGCCAAUUGCCGGCCAGGAUUCCACAAAGUUCCUGCACCGCACUGGAUACCACAAUAUCUUUGCUGAGGCUCUGCUACCCAUGUUCACAUAUAUCCCUUCUAUCACACCGGAAGCCGAGUCUGUCACGCUCUUGAAAGAGGUGUUCCCCACUGUGACUAUUCUUGCUCAGCUUCUUCCGGCAGACACCGACAAAGGCGACUCUCGGGAGCGUUUCUUGGAUAAGAUCCUUCGUGAAGGAGUCCUCUCCCCUCUAGCACAUUUUCCUAGGCCGUCGUCGUACGCAGAGUUGGCCACAUUGAUCAUGUCACACGUCCCUGUUCUACUAGGCCUCAUGGGCAUUGGUACAGUCAAACACCUCCCCGACCUUGUGCCCCUGCUCUCAAUCAUAUUACAGGAGCCAUUGGAAUUUAGCCACAAGCCUCUCCUUCUCUCGACGUUGAAGGCAUCACAGAGUGUACAGCUCAACGCAUGGCCAAGGCUGCCUGCUCACAGAGGAACAAUCAUGAUGGGGAUGUGUCUGCUCUGGAGCAGAUGUAUAGAGCGUCAGAAAAUGACAAACGGCGAAGACAUCAAGCAUUUGAUGUCCGAAAUACAGGAAUCAGUGGCUAUGCUUGACGCUAUCAUGCAGGCUGCCGAGACGGAUGGACUUGGUGAAGCCUGGGAGAAGGAAAAGCAGGGCGUAAUGCAGGCAUCGCCUGGAUUUGAGGAGCUAUUCGAGAAGUGUAUGACUGAGUGA
Molecule: messenger RNA, 2718 nt
Organism: Alternaria burnsii
Lineage: Eukaryota; Fungi; Ascomycota; Dothideomycetes; Pleosporales; Pleosporaceae
Product: trna nucleotidyltransferase
Exons: 2
Coding region: 1-2718 (905 amino acids)
Biological process (GO): tRNA 3'-terminal CCA addition
Molecular function (GO): RNA binding; ATP:3'-cytidine-cytidine-tRNA adenylyltransferase activity
Source: RefSeq, a predicted model, not a curated record